UGCAGGCCGCCAGCCACCAGCACAGUCCUGGGCCUGAUGCCAGUUCAGCCAGCGGCCGGUGUGCUGUGCUGCGCUGCGGUGAGUUUGCAGGGAUCCUUACUUCCGAAGGGCCUCCUUGAGUCACCCGCUGAGUUAUCGUGACCGCCACCCAGAGGAAAUCAUACACAGGGUGGGGCACGUUCCCGGGCGCUGCAGUGUCACCCUGUCUCGCUUCAGAAGUGAGUGCCGGGAGGCAGCUGCGCUGAUUUUCCAGGCCGGACUCCACGCCUCUGCUUCUGGAGCUGCCGUACUAUACUGCCUGGGGAUUGGGACAGCAGUCACACUCGGACCUCCUCUGGGACCCCUUCCAAAAGGGUGCUCCGAGCCAUGGAGGGCACAGAGCUGGCCGGGAAGGUCCUUUACACUUGGCUGACGUUGGUGCUCGUUUUAAUCCUCUUGCCUUCGGCCUUCGGGGUGUCUUUGGGCAUCUCCGAGAUCUACAUGAGGAUUCUGGUGAAAACUUUAGAGUGGGCCACAUUACGAAUUGAAAAAGGAGCCCCAAAGGAGUUGGUUCUUAAAAACUCAGCAUCUGUUGGUAUUAUCCAAAGAGAUGAAUCACCCAUGGAAAAAGGGCUCUCGGGUCUGCGAGGAAGGGACUUUGAGCUGUCCGAUGUAUUUUAUUUCUCCAAGAAAGGAUUGGAAGCCAUUGUGGAAGAUGAAGUGACCCAGAGAUUCUCCUCAGAGGAGCUAGUGUCAUGGAAUCUCCUCACAAGGACCAAUGUAAAUUUUCAGUACAUCAGUCUUCGACUCACCAUGGUGUGGGUGCUGGGCGUCAUAGUACGCUACUGUGUCCUACUACCUCUGAGGGUUAUGCUGGCUUUCAUUGGGAUCAGUUUGUUGGUGAUUGGAACUACACUGGUUGGGCAGCUGCCAGACAGCAGCCUCAAAAGCUGGCUGAGUGAACUGGUGCACCUGACCUGCUGCCGUAUCUGUGUGCGAGCUCUCUCUGGUACCAUUCAUUACCACAACAAGCAGUACAGACCCCAGAAGGGAGGCAUUUGUGUUGCCAACCAUACCUCCCCAAUAGAUGUUUUGAUCUUGACAGUGGAUGGAUGCUAUGCUAUGGUUGGCCAGGUUCAUGGUGGAUUGAUGGGAAUUAUUCAGAGAGCUAUGGUCAAGGCUUGUCCACAUGUCUGGUUUGAACGCUCAGAAAUGAAGGAUCGACACCUGGUUACUAAGAGACUAAAAGAACACAUUGCUGAUAAGAAAAAAUUACCCAUAUUAAUCUUUCCUGAAGGAACUUGCAUUAACAAUACCUCAGUCAUGAUGUUUAAAAAGGGAAGCUUUGAAAUUGGAGGAACCAUAUAUCCAGUUGCAAUUAAGUAUAACCCUCAGUUUGGUGAUGCAUUUUGGAACAGUAGCAAAUACAACAUGGUGAGCUACCUACUUCGAAUGAUGACCAGCUGGGCCAUCGUCUGUGAUGUGUGGUACUUGCCUCCUAUGACAAGAGAGGAAGGAGAAGAUGCAGUCCAGUUUGCUAACAGGGUUAAGUCUGCUAUUGCUGUACAAGGAGGACUGACUGAGCUGCCCUGGGAUGGUGGGUUGAAGAGAGCAAAAGUGAAGGACACUUUUAGGGAAGAGCAGCAGAAGAACUACAGCAAGAUGAUUGUUGGCAAUGGAUCUCUCAACUCUGAACUGGGCUGAUCACCACACUGGAGAUAAAGCUUCGCCUCCCAGAAUGAGCCUUUAGGGAUGGAAUGGUGUGGGGUUUUUUUUUGUGUGUGUGGGGCAUUGUAUUGUUAUAUUGUUUGGGUUUUUAUUGUUAAUCUUUUCUACAGGAUGAUUGUCUCUACCUCUUUAUGCCAGAGGCAGAACUCAGUGGUGCCCCUUUUGUUGUUAGAGCAUUAGCCUCCUGAGUGGUAAGGUAGUCGACUGAGUUUAACAGAUUCUGCCUUUUGCAAGAUGAUUAAGUCAUUGUUGAUUGAAUGAAGUAUUUAUAUGGGAAAAAGUGCUUUAAAAAUACUUUUGGAACUCUUUGUGUUUGGAAUCAUCGAUAAGGUAAUUCUCAAAGAAUACCCCAGACUCUUUUUUCAUGAUUAGCUUUCUCACACCCUUUCCUCCCACUUCCUCGGUUGCUUAAACAAUGGGAUGAGGUUUACAUUAUAGUUAUGUUCUCCUGCAGGACUAAAAAGAAAAAUGGAGAAAAAUGUUUAGGAGAAACAAUUUUGUUGCCAUCUAACUUGAAAUCUGAAAGGAAAUGUUAAUAUUUUUUACUGGUGUGUUAGAAGAGAAGUACCAUUUGGUGAGCUCUAUCAAAGAGAAGUGAGUCCAAGUUACUGUAUGAGAGCAUUUGUUUAUAUGUAGGCUAGUUGCUAAUAAAUACAUUUAGCCAGCAACUAGUGAUAAGGUUUUUCAUUUUCCUUGUUUGUGUGUUAAAGAUCUGUACCUACUGCUUCUGUAACCAAACACAUUUCAAAUGUGACGAGCCUUUUACAACAACAAAAAAAUCACAUUUUAGUGUUCUCGGUAGUAGUAUGAAUGAGUGAUGUGUGUGGCACUACUCCUCACCCUCCACUACAUUGUAGUUUAUUUAAGAAUUUUUCCAGUUUCUUAAAUAGAAAAGUAAGUGGUAAAAUUAUCUUUUGGAAACUGAGCCUUAAAUUUUUUAAAGGGGAAAAUGUUUCCCAACUCACAGCAUAAGCAAUGUUGAUAGCAAUAUAAUACCAUCUUAUACUCUGAGGGUAUUGUAUCUCUUCUGGUAACCAUGUACAGAAUGUAAAACUAUCUUACAGUGAAUAUAAAUAAAUUCUAUAUUUCUAAA
Molecule: messenger RNA, 2800 nt
Organism: Phyllostomus discolor (pale spear-nosed bat)
Lineage: Eukaryota; Metazoa; Chordata; Mammalia; Chiroptera; Phyllostomidae
Gene: GPAT3
Product: glycerol-3-phosphate acyltransferase 3
Exons: 13
Coding region: 367-1683 (438 amino acids)
Biological process (GO): triglyceride biosynthetic process
Cellular component (GO): endoplasmic reticulum
Molecular function (GO): glycerol-3-phosphate O-acyltransferase activity
Source: RefSeq, a predicted model, not a curated record